AUGCGGCGGAGAAGAGUCGAAGAACCCGACGAGAUUCAAGAUGGAGAAUACGAGGAGGAAGAUGACCAACUGAUUGACGAUGGAGAAGAAGAGUAUUAUGAAUAUAUGACGAAGCGAGGAAACUCUACCAGAAAGCGAUCGCGAUCUAGUUUCAUUGACGACGCCGCGGUGGAGGACAACGAGGAAGACGAUGAUGAUGAGGACUAUGGAGGUGGUGGUAGUCGGAGCAAAAGGCGAAAUUCUAGAAAGAAGGGUGAGUGCUUCUUUGAAACUCAGGCCGUUGAGGAUGGCGACGAAGAUGAAGAUGAAGAUGACGAAGCCGAUGGAGGAGAUGACUUUAUUGAUUAUGGUGGACUGGAACUACCCGAGGAAGAUGAUGGCAGACGGGUUCACCAGAGGCCAUUGCACGAGCCAGAAGACGAGCACGAAAUCGUCAGAAGACUCGAGGAAAGAUAUUCGAGAGCAUCUCAACGUGAAAGUGAUGAAGAGGCAAAAGGGACAGGCCAACAGGGUCUCUUGCCUUGUGUACACGACGCAAAGUUUUGGAGGGUGAAAUGUGUGGUAUGCUUUUAUGUUCUUCUGUGCUAUUUGUCUGAUUGUUCUGUCUUUUGUUUUUUCCAUAACAGUAAGGAGUUCUGCUAUAUAUUAGGCUGGACGUGA
Molecule: messenger RNA, 660 nt
Organism: Linum tenue
Lineage: Eukaryota; Viridiplantae; Streptophyta; Magnoliopsida; Malpighiales; Linaceae
Source: the annotation of a GenBank genome assembly